Molecule: messenger RNA, 1341 nt
Organism: Fusarium musae
Lineage: Eukaryota; Fungi; Ascomycota; Sordariomycetes; Hypocreales; Nectriaceae
Exons: 1
Coding region: 1-1341 (446 amino acids)
Source: RefSeq, a predicted model, not a curated record
AUGGACGACCUAGACAUAGAGCUAGACGUCAUUGGCCAACAGCCUUUCAUGGUCAAGAUCUACACCCAAGUCAGCUUCUGCUUCCCCAUCACCGACCCCUCCACGCACCCAGCCAUCACCGCCACCCUCAAAAGCGGCCUGCAGCGUCUCUCACAGAGCUUUCCCUGGGUAGCAGGCCAAGUCAAAGACGAUGGCACUGGCGUAUUCCAUAUCAAACCGUUUGAGUCCACGCCGCGACUGGUAGUCAAGGAUCUUCGCGAUGACCCCUCAGCACCGACAAUGGAGGGCUUGAGAAAGGUAGAGUUUCCUAUGAGCAUGUUUGACGAGAACAAAAUUGCGCCAAAGAAGACUCUUCCUUUUGGCCCUGAUUACUCGCCUGAUGAUCCCUCGCCUGUACUGAUCUUUCAGCUCAAUUUUAUUGAGGGCGGGCUUAUAUUUACUGUCAAUGGGCAGCAUGGGUGCAUGGAUAUGACGGGCCAGGAUGAGCUGAUUCGAUUGCUGUCCAAAGCUUGUCGUGGUGAAGCUUUCUCCGAACAAGAGAUAUCAACAAUGAAUCUUGACCGCAAGACCAUUGUUACUCCUCUCCAGAACUAUGAACUUGGGCCUGAGCUGGAUCAUCAAAUCAUCAAACCCCCUCCAACCACUGAAGCCCCGCCAACACCACCAAAGGCAAGCUGGGCAUUCUUCUCAUUCAGUCCACAAGCUCUAUCCGAGCUCAAGGAUAAGGCGACACGGACUCUUGAUGGGCAAUCUAAAUUCGUGUCAACAGACGAUACCCUCUCAGCGUUUAUCUGGCAAUCCGUCAGCCGCGCCCGUCUCCCCCGUCUAGACGAUUCCACCUCAACUGAAUUCUGCCGCGCCGUCGAUGUACGCACUCAACUAGAAGUGCCAAAAACCUACCCCGGAAUCCUCCAAAACAUGACCUACAGCGUCUCAAACCUCUCCCAAAUCGCCAACGAGCCCCUCGGCAUUUCAGCUUCACGGCUGCGGUCUCAACUCGGCCGCGAUGAUCUCCGCCGGCGAACGCAAGCCCUGGUGACAUACCUCCAGGACCAGGAAAACAGGGCAAAAGUAUCUGUCACGGCAGACGCAAAUCCAUCAACGGAUAUCAUGCUGAGUUCAUGGGCGAAGCUAAAAUGCUGGGAAUACGACUUUGGACUUGGAUUAGGAAAGCCAGAGAGUGUGAGAAGGCCGUUAUUCGAGCCGUUUGAGAGUUUGAUGUAUCUUAUGCCCAAGCGAUUAGAUGGCGAGAUCACGGCGGCGAUAUCAUUGAGGGAUAAGGAUAUGGAGAGGUUGAAGGGUGAUGAGGAGUGGAAAAAGUAUGGCAAGUUUAUUGGCUAG